Cladophialophora bantiana CBS 173.52 is the source of this 999-nucleotide messenger RNA. RefSeq lists its product as uncharacterized. The record is from RefSeq and is a predicted model, not a curated record. Bases 1 to 999 code for a protein of 332 amino acids. NCBI's taxonomy places the organism in Eukaryota, Fungi, Ascomycota, Eurotiomycetes, Chaetothyriales, Herpotrichiellaceae. The transcript is spliced from 2 exons.
AUGUUCGUUGAUGUCAAAGAGCUGAGAUCUGGGGGACUUGACAAAUUCCAGAAGCAGCUCGCAGCAUCAUCAGCUCGGUCCCAAGGGCAGAUACUUGCUGGGUCUGGCGCAACGUCUUCAGGAUUGCCCAAGAUGCCCCAACGAGCAUAUGUUACAGGCGGUUCUAGUGGUGGGUUGUCAAAUCCACCUCCCGUACCUGACCAAACAGGUUUUAAGGAGUCGCCUGGAGACCUUCGAACGGGAUCAGGUCGACAACAAAAUGUUCAAACCAUCGACGUUGGUGCAAUUCCCCGUUAUCUAUUGCUCUGCGUAAAUACACGAAACCUGACCAAGCUUCUCCAUGUGGAUCUCAGUUACAUUGAGAAUGACCAACUCCUGUUCGAUGGCAUCCGGCGCAGAUAUUGGGAGGCGAGCAGACAUGAUUCCUGGCACUAUGGGUUGCUUGCACCUCAGUGGCUGGCGGAUCGAAUGUCUGCUACUUGGAGAGACUGGUUGGGGACUGUGCACUUGCGGGUGCCUCGAAGCGCGGAACUCAUCGAGUUCCGACUUGUGCCGUUCCACGCAAGCAUCUGUCCUGAUAAGGUCAGACUCAGGCUGCCACCCGAAGACCAAGUUAAGGUAGAGAAGAACUAUCACUACGACCCCUGCCCAACCGAAGUUGAAGUCUUGAGCAUACCUAAGUUUUCGCACCUCCUAAAGCCCGGUAUUCACUCUUACGACUUCUGGUUGAAGACGUUCCCAAAGAAACUGCGUGGUAAGCUAACGUACCAGCCGGCAGUCAUCGGAUGGGGCUUGACAAUCCACGAAGGCUGGGAUUGGGUCGUCCUGUUCUCCAAUAUGCUCGUGCUUACGAUCCUAGUCGGCGUUGCUGAUGUACUAUACGCUGUCUUCACACACGACUCAGCUUCCGCAUUCGGCUUCGGUGCCUAUGCUAUGGCUGUAGUUCCACUCUUUCUCACUGUAAAGUACUGGGCAUGGCAAGAGCAUGAGAGUUCAUAG